Messenger RNA from Daphnia magna, 1098 nucleotides. RefSeq names its product pupal cuticle protein. The transcript has 2 exons. The record is from RefSeq and is a predicted model, not a curated record. Lineage: Eukaryota; Metazoa; Arthropoda; Branchiopoda; Diplostraca; Daphniidae. The coding region runs from base 149 to 961 and encodes 270 amino acids.
GGAUGCGGAAGACUACAUUUUUAAUAUACGACCUUGCUGGUGGCAAUUGUUUUUCAACGGAGAUCACCAGUAUAUAAGACUGACUGUUCUUGGUUAUUGUUAAUUCACUACUUGAAUUCCACCUGCUACCAACUACAAGCGAAUAGCCAUGAAGACUAUUGUUGUCGCCAUUGUGGUUGCGUUGGCAUGCGCCGUCUCCGCCCAGAUCCCGGCUGGAUGGAACUACAAUCCAUUUCUCUACUAUCCUUAUUCUGCCCUCCAGCCACCGGCACAGGAAACGGCUGAGGUGGCUGCCGCUCGGGCUUCUCACAUGGCCGCUCACGCCGCAGCUGUUCGUGGUAAACGCUUCGUCCAGUCAGAAACUCCAGAAGUCUGGGCUGCUAAAGUCGAACAUUAUCGCGCACACGCCGCCGCUGCCGCAGCCAACGGAGUCGUUUCUUCUCUUCCACCUUUGUACACCGCUGAAGUAGCUGCUGCUCGUGCUGCUCAUAUGGCAGCUCUUGCUCAUGCCACCGCAAGAGGCCGAAGAUCCAUCCAGGACACUCCCGAAGUUUGGGCUGCCAAGGUUGAACAUUACCGCGCCCAUUCCGCUGCCGCUGCUGCCAAUGGAGUCGUUUCGACGCUUCCUCCUCUGCAGCCGCAACUGCCAGUCUGGGGUCCUCCUCAGCCCGUCCAGGAUACUCCCGAAGUAGCUGCGGCCCGUGCUGCCCAUAUGGCUGCUCUCACUGCUGCCCGUGGUAAACGGUCCGUCCAAGACACUCCCGAAGUGAAAGACGCUACUCUUGAACACUACCGUCUGUACACCGCAGCUGCCUCUGCUAACGGAGUCGUCGCUUACUUGCCAGCGCGAUAUGCUGAUAUGCCCAAUGCUCUUCCUCAGCCUGUCCAGGAUGCUCCUGACGUUGUCGCUGCCAAAGCGGAAUUUGCACGCGCAUACGCUCUGGCCCUGCAGCGAGGUUAAUCUCUGCUUUUUUUGAGAACAUUUCCAAAAGAACCUUACGUAACGUUUCAAAAUGCAACUAAUGAUUGUCGAUGGUUUUUGUAUACAAAAGAGUGGUGGAUUAUCGGAGAUCAAAAUAGAUUUUCUUUUCUUUUUAA